GUCAUGACAAGUAACUGUACUCGGUCCUAUAUAUUUGACACACUACUACUACAGCAUAUAUACAAAGAGUAUAUUUACGUAAUAGAGGGAAACAAACGACAUUCAUAGUGCAUCUUUCAUUGUGAAGAGACGUUGACGAUUGCGGAUCGUAAAAUGAGUUGCCUGAAAGCGUUCGUUCUCGUGGUGACUACACUACUGGUCAUCAACUACGUAUCAGCUGGGCUGAGUCACGGCAGCUGUCCGGACCAACACAAAGUGUACAACGACAAGCCGAGGUGCCACUCCGACUCCGACUGCCAGAAAUGGGGCAAGGUCUGCUGUCCCAACCAGUACAACACCAAGUCCUGUGUGGACCGCGCGCCUUGGCGUAACACUGCUGACCGGGACUCCCAGAACAAGUAUACUGGGGGUGGUGGUGGCGGCGUCUACUGUGAAGGUGUCAAGUGCAGGCCCUACGAAGUCUGCAAGCCUGACCCCAUCACCAAGCGGCUGAAAUGCCAGCGACCUUGAGUUACAAGCUAGUUUUUAUAGCUUAACCGCUGUAUAGAGUUCUCGUCUUCGGAGAAGGUAGGAAGGGGUAGUGCGGAUGUUGGGCUCCUAAGUUCCGAAGAUCCUUCAGUCCCGCAGACGAAACUCAAUAUUACGGUUGCGCUAUACCAAGGCAUGUAUGCCUGUUUUUUUUUUCUAAUUUUAUAAAAAAAGUGUUUGUUUUA
This is a messenger RNA of Helicoverpa armigera (cotton bollworm), 713 nucleotides long. RefSeq names its product waprin-Thr1-like. The record is from RefSeq and is a predicted model, not a curated record. The transcript is spliced from 4 exons. Gene Ontology annotation, cellular component: extracellular region. Gene Ontology annotation, molecular function: peptidase inhibitor activity. The coding region runs from base 154 to 510 and encodes 118 amino acids. Lineage: Eukaryota; Metazoa; Arthropoda; Insecta; Lepidoptera; Noctuidae.